AUGGAUGUUCUGUUGAACACCAGAGAACGAUGGAAGAUCUGCAAAAGUGUCUGUGUGAUGUCUUUCAUCAUCGUGGCAACUCUGACCAUCACGCAAAGGGGCACCACCACCAGUGGAGAUCGUCUUCCAGUGCAGCUUUCACAGGGAGAGCUCAAAACUCAGAAGCGAAACGCCCUCCCCGGGGGACACAACUUCUGGAAACACGAGGCUACCACCGAGGAAGCGACAGUGACCGACGACAGACCCCAGGGCCGGACCUGGGAUGUGACCACCACCAACUGCACUGCCAACUUGAACUUCACCAACAUGAAGUGGUUCGUUGGCCUGGAGUCUAACUUUCAGCAGUUCCUGCUCUACAGACACUGCAGGUAUUUCCCCAUGGUCAUCAACCACCCUGAGAAGUGCAGUGGCGACGUCUACCUCUUGAUUGUCAUCAAGUCCAUUAUAACACAGCACGACCGCAGGGAGGUCAUCAGGAAGACCUGGGGCAGGGAGAGGGAGGUCAACGGCAAUAAGAUCAAGACCUUAUUCCUCCUUGGGGCCGCCUCCAAGGGGGGCGAGCAAGCCAAUCACCAGAAGCUCCUGGAGUAUGAAGACUACAUCUACGGCGACAUCUUGCAGUGGGACUUCAUGGAUAGCUUCUUCAACCUCACUCUGAAAGAGGUCCACUUCUUGAAGUGGUUUUCCACCUACUGCGAAAAUGUGCAGUAUAUAUUCAAAGGCGAUGACGACGUUUUCGUCAACACAGAGAACAUCAUUGAGUUUCUGGAUGGUAGCAAGGUAACAAAUCUGUUUGUUGGGGAUGUGCUCUAUAUGGCAAAACCCAUUAGAAAGAAGGAGAAUAAAUAUUACAUCCCACAUGCCCUGUAUAAUAAAACACACUACCCACCCUAUGCUGGGGGAGGGGGCUUCCUGAUGGACGGGCACAUGGCUAGAAAAUUAUACGGAGCUUCAGAAACCUUGGACCUCUAUCCCAUUGAUGACGUCUUCCUUGGAAUGUGCCUGGAAAUUCUCCAUCUGACUCCCGUCAAGCAUGACAGCUUCAAGACCUUUGGGAUUGUGAAGAACAAGAACAGCAAAAUGAACAGAGAACCUUGCUUUUUCAAAAACUUAAUAGUGAUCCACAAGCUGCUCCCUCCGGAACUCAUGCACAUGUGGAGUCUGGUUAAGAGAAACCUUGUUUGCUCACGGAAAAUAGAGGUUUUAUAGCAGUCUGGAUGCUUUACUAGUACCAGGAGCCUAGGGGACUGAUGACUGCCCCAGAAACUGCACUGUAAAAAACUCUUUAUAUUUGAGCUGACUCAAAGAAAAGUACUCCGUCUAUGGAGGAGAACACUGUACUGUACUGUGAGGGUUACAUCCCUGUGUGGGCCAGUUUUGGGUUUUUUAAUUUUUUUUUUUUUAUCAAAUUCAUUAUUUUAUUUAGGUGAAUCUGGGUAGGCAUGAAGAGACCAAAUAGCCGAAUGUAAACCCUGUACUUAUCCAUACUGACAGGUAUGCAGUAACGAAUACACAGUUUACUACCCAAGGGAAGGUAAUGAGCUAAAAGGGUAAAAAACCAACCAAAAAUAAAUAAGUAGAGAAUGUCUCUAGGAAAACUUGUAACUUUAAGUAGCGUCGUUAGUAAUGAUACACAAUAUCAUUUGUUAUAGAUUUAAGAUGAGGUGCUCUCCAAGCAUGUGCAGAUCUUCUUCUCAAAGGGAGCAGUUUGAAGUAAAGUGCCUCUAUCUCACAAGGCGUCAUUCAUUUGGUCUCAGUAAUGAAAUGUGUCCCUGCUUUUCAGAACCAACGCGCUAGAAGUAAAAUAGGUUUUAUGAGAAGUGUCCUUAAGGAAAUCAGUGGUAUUUCAUAAAAUUUAAUAAUAAU
Molecule: messenger RNA, 1866 nt
Organism: Polyodon spathula (Mississippi paddlefish)
Lineage: Eukaryota; Metazoa; Chordata; Actinopteri; Acipenseriformes; Polyodontidae
Product: UDP-GlcNAc:betaGal beta-1,3-N-acetylglucosaminyltransferase 7-like
Exons: 2
Coding region: 1-1209 (402 amino acids)
Cellular component (GO): membrane
Molecular function (GO): hexosyltransferase activity
Source: RefSeq, a predicted model, not a curated record